GUGUCCUAGGCUUAGGAGCUGAAGGCCCCAGGGAGGGAGCUCUUAGGAGACAGUGAAAUACUGCACAAAUUGCAUCAUUUUCCCAAUGAAUUUUAUAUUGUUCAUUUUUUUAUCUGGGUUUUUCUUCUCAGGGGUUAGUAACUUGAAACCCAACAUGAAAGAUGCGAUGGAGCAUGAUAAAGAAGAGGAAAAUCUGGCCAAUGAUUUUAAUGCACAUGGAGCGAAAAGGAAUACAGAGGCUGAUCCUCCAGAGCAAGAAGGACAGGCGCCUACGGAUAAUGAUAAAACUAGCCAUCAGUAUAAAGAUACAAGACAAUUUCUCCAGGCCUGGAAGUCCAACGUCUGUUCUAACUGAUCAAAUAAAGCCUCUCCCCACAGCGCGAGAUGAGUUCGUCACACAAAAUCCAAACAGUAAUGAUUCUGAAAUAACUGUGAAAGCAACAACAGAUCUGACUUUUGCCCUGAAGAACUAUAAAAUCAACACUACAACUGAAAUUCCCACCACGGAAGAACACGAACCUAUUGCAUCCCCUCAAAAAACUAAGCAAAAAACAACCCCAACAGUGCCUGCACUUUGGACAAAAUUAGUUGAAGCUGUAAGUGGAACGACUGUGGGCACAGGUGAUAAAGAUCAAUUAUUUCAACCAAUUCCAAGCUCUGAUGAGAACGAUACAAGUGCAGAAGACCACCUACCAGGCCUAGAGGAUUUCAAGCUCACAUUAAUUCUGGGCCUCACGCUGAUAACCCUCAUCAUUGUUAUCAUUCUUUUGGCUUUCUGCAUUGCUGUACUUUUCAAAUUGGGGAACCUGAAUUGCAAAAGAAGAAAGAGGCAAUACUUCAUCAACCCAGAGCUGGCCAAACGUUCUUAUUUCCACCCUUCCAAAGAUGUAUCAGACACCUCAUUUUCUAAAAGUACACAGAGCAGCACAUUUGAGGACACCAGCUCUUCAGAUCCAAGAAAAUCAACUUGAGAAAGUUGAAAUCUUAAAAUAUAACAGAUUUAACUUCCCCAAGCUCAGAAGACACAGGUGUCAGAUUAGUCAGAUUUACUCACCAGUAAGAAGCCAAAUGAUGAAAUCAAUACUGAUGAACAGAUAACUUUAAUUUUUGUCAUAUAUUAAUUCCAUAAUUUUGAAAUUGCUUACAUUUAAAUGUUCUGGUGUCUUCAAAGGAGGACACAUUUAAAUAAAAGUUGUCUUUU
This is a messenger RNA of Chinchilla lanigera (long-tailed chinchilla), 1201 nucleotides long. RefSeq names its product equatorin-like. Gene Ontology annotation, biological process: acrosomal vesicle exocytosis; fusion of sperm to egg plasma membrane involved in single fertilization; endocytosis. The transcript has 9 exons. The record is from RefSeq and is a predicted model, not a curated record. Gene Ontology annotation, cellular component: plasma membrane. NCBI's taxonomy places the organism in Eukaryota, Metazoa, Chordata, Mammalia, Rodentia, Chinchillidae. The coding region runs from base 162 to 971 and encodes 269 amino acids.